UCCUCUAUUUCCUGCCUGUAGCUGGGUCCUGUAUGGAAACCCGUGCAAGGCUGUCCCGGAGACCCCGCGCUGCCUGCACCUCUAUCGUCUCGGUUGACAUGGACGAUGAAGAUGGCAGGUGCCUGCUAGAUGUCAUUUGUGACCCAGAAGCACUCAACGAUUUUCUUCAUGGAUCAGAGAUUCAUCUGGACACUGACGACCUUUUGGAUGGCUCUAACGACCCCUCCAGCUCGUUCUUCUCUUCUGUUGGGUGUCAUGUUCCAGAGGUCCCACCCCCAGUCCUGCUGUCGUCCAAUGAGCAGCAAGGCCUGCCCCGGGUCAGCGUGGACCUGGACUUCCUGGAAGAUGACGUUAUCCUGGGCGGGUCGCCGGGCGACGACGACGGUAGCAACGGCAUCGGAGGCAAUGCCAUGGAGCCAUGUGACAUCCUACAACAGAGCCUACAGGAGGCUAACAUUACAGAGCAAAGCCUACAGGAGGCCGAGCUGGACCUGGGCUCCUUCGACCUCACCAUGCCAGGCCUGACUCAGGUGGUCCAGACCCUGCCCUGUACAGACAACCUGACUGGGCCUGGAGGGACCGCUGUAGGGGUGGGGCUCCCUAUUUUCCCUGGAGCUUCAGACUCCUCCGCCACCCCUCCCCAGGCCACAGCUGACAUGCUGGGCUCGGUGCUGGCCCAACAGGGCCUGGAGUUUGGGCCCCAGGUCAUGAACAAGGCCCAGGCCAUCAGUAUGCAGCCUUUCAUGCAGCAGGUGGCAGGCCUGGGUAACGUCACCCUUCAGCCAAUCUCCUCCCUCCAGGCUCUACCAAACGGCUGUCAGUCAGGACACCUGGGACUGGGGCAGAUACAGGUGAUGGGUCAGUCCACUGUGAUGACUAUGAACCAAUCAGGACAGCCUAUCCUGGCCAAGGGUAUGGGAGGAUACCAGCUGCACCAGCCUGGCCCCGAGGCACAGGGGGCAGGUGGGCAGGGCGGACUGGGAGGGGGACUUCUGAUCCAAGGGGGCAAAGCUACUCUGGGACCUCCUGCUUUAAAUGGCCCAGCGGUGUGUGGUGGCAGCAGUACCACCGGAGCCUUGGUUGGGUUCAGUAGCCCCGGACUGUCACAACACGCGCAGAACCUGAUCAUCCAGCGGACCCCGACCCCGAUCCAGCCCAAACCUCCCCAGGGGGGCGCAGCCAUCCAGCCCAAACCUCCCCAGGGGGGCGCAGCCAUCCAGCCCAAACUGUUUAAGCAGCAGCAGCAGCAGCAGCAGCAGCAGGCCCAGCCCCACGCCUUCCAGAAUGAAACCAACAAGGCUCUAGGGGUGCAGCAUGUCCCUGUAUCUACUGCCCAGAAUGUAGCCUUCCUCACAGGGAAGCCUGGCUCUAACGUGGUCCUGACUUCCCAGGCAGGGGUUUCCCAGCAGGCUCUGUUCAAACAGCAGACCGCCCACCACCCCUCUGGGAAAGCUCUCAGUGUCCACCUGCUCAACCAGCCCGGCAGCAUCAUGCUGGGAGGUCAGAACCACCAGUUCCUCCUGCCGCAGCAGCUAGCCGGGGGUCAGAUCCUCACGCAGCACCCUGGGGGCCACAUCAUCACCUCCCAGGGGCCUGGGGGCCAGCUGAUAGCCAAUCAGAUCCUGGCUCAGCACCAGAACAUCAACCUGGGCCAGGUGCUGAUGUCUCAGGGUCACAUCCAGCUGCAGCCCGGCCAGAUAGGGGUUGGACAUCAGCUUUUCCAGAUGCCCGUCACCCUCUCUCAGAACCAGACCCACCCGGUCACGGGUCACCAGGCCCACACGGUGAUCCAGGGCAUGCCCCUGCAGAACUCCCUGGCCAUGCUGAGCCAGGUGGAGGGUGUGAGUCCUGCUGUCAGCCUGCAGCCCGCUCUGCAGCCGCAGCCGGGGGGCGUUCCCAGCAGCGGGAUGGGCGGGGCGGCUGCCAUGGCACAGGGCCAGCCUGGGGAGGGUGGGAACUGUACGGACCAGGCAGCCCAUCCUGGACAACCCCCACAACACUCCUCCAUCCUCUCUAUGCAGGCUGGGCCCUCUGUCUCUGUGGCCGUCUCUGUCCCCUCGUCGUCUUCUCCGUCAGCCCAGCAGCAGCACAGUCCUGGGAGCAGGGUGGUCUUCACAGGGCCACAGGGCUCCAGCAUGAUCCUCAGCCAGGAACAACUCCAGAUGUUCCUUCAGCAGGACCAGCGACAGACAGAGAAUGACCCCGCCCCCUCUGUCUCAGUGGGCGUGCCAGCAUCCGUUAUCGUCAGCAGCUCUGGCCACACACCCUCGGGUCUUGACAGCCAAUUAGCUGAGGCAGCAGUGGUAAACCAGAUGCCCCAGGCGUCUGGACAGCAGUUGAAGCUCCAGAGCCUGUCUCCCUCCCAACCCCUGGCCUCCCACACUGCUCCCCCUCUGUCGGACAGCCCUCAGCCCUCCCCCUUCCCCCUGCAGUCCCCCCACCUCCACCUGCAGUCCCCCCACCACCAUGGCCAGUCCCGCACCCCAUCCCAGCCACAGACCCCCGUCCGCGCCUGCACCCCAUCAUCUCUUCCCCCAAUGUUCAUUAUCCACAACCAGAUCCCUGGCUCCCCCCAGCCUGCACCACAACAACAACAACAGAUCCACAUCCAGUCCCGGCCCCCCUCCCAGCCUGCUCCCUACCAACCUGAUGCAUGCUCCCCCAAACCCCCCCAGACUCUCCAGGGCCCUCCUGCAGGGUUCCAGUUCACGGUGCCCGAGGUGGGGGCCCCCGGUGGUGGAGUGGUGAAGGCCCAGGUCCCCCUGCAGCUCCAGGCUCAGCCCGUCGCUCAGCCCGUCGCUCAGCCCGUCGCUCAGCCCGUCGCUCAGCCCGUCGCUCAGCCCGUCGCUCAGCCCUCUCCACAACAGAAACUACACCAGGUCCAACAGAACAUUUUACUACAGGCCAAACAACAACAACAACAACACAGCCAACCCCAAACUCCGCCCCAACAACAGGCCCAGUUCAGCUCACAGCAGGAUGUACCUGCCCUUCUGAUCCCUCAACAGGCCCAGUUCAGCUCACAGCAGGAUGUGCCUGCCCUUCUGAUCCCUCAACAGGCCCAGUUCAGCUCACAGCAGGAUGUGCCUGCCCUUCUGAUCCCUCAACAGGCCCAGUUCAGCUCACAGCAGGAAGUGCCUGCCCUUCUGAUCCCUCAACAGGCCCAGUUCAGCUCACAGCAGGAUGUACCUGCCCUUCUGAUCCCCCAACAGGCCCAGUUCAGCUCACAGCAGGCGUCUGUGCUGGUCAAGACUCCUGCCACAGCAUCCAAUGACGUGCAGGUGUUCUCAGGAGUGCAGGGUCAAGGUGGAGUUGAGGUGAACCAAGGGGGCGUGGCUCCAGCUAGUUUUAACCAGUCAGGACAGCAGCCUGGUCAACAGUCUCUCCACCAGUCUGUACAGUCAAAACCUGAAGGACUGAUUGGCCAGAUGGGAGGGAGGAGCCUGGGGAUGAUCCAGGUGAUCGGGUCAGGUCUGGGUCAGAUGACGUCAACACAGCAGACCCAUGGUCUGGUCUCGUUACAAACACAGACUGCUACUAUGAAGAUUCCUUUCAGUAUUGCUGAACCCAGCAAGGAAGCCAGGAUGUUGGAGCAGCUGAGGAAACAGCAGGGUUCAGUCCUCCACCCAGACUACAGCUCUUCCUUCCAGUGUUUUGAAGACACCCUGACCCGCCUGGUGCCUUACCACCUCUACCAGGGCACUGCCACCACACCACACGACUACCACAGAGUGGAUGAAGAGUUUGAGAGUGUUUCCAGCCAGCUCCUCAAGAGAACGCAGGCCAUGCUGGAUAAAUACAGACACCUGCUUUUUGAGGAAUCAACGCGCCUUGGCCCGUCAGCUGAGAUGGUCAUGAUGGACAGGAUGUUUAUUCAGGAAGAGAAGAUCUCUCUGGGACAGGACCGCAUCCUCGCCAGGGACAGACCUGAGGAGUAUGUGGCCAACUCGAAGAUGCUGGAGCGGGAGAGUGGAGCUGCCAGCGUGCCCCAGUCUUUUGUGUCGGCUGAGCCCAGCGCCGCGUGGAGUCGUGUAUCUUCGACAGCGGCAGAUAAAGCCCCCGUCGCCCCCAUCGCAGCCUCAACACCGGCCCACUUCCCCUCCACCAAGCUGGUGAUAAAGCAGGGAGGAGCGGGGGCGUCUGUCUCCUGGUCCAGCUCCCCGGCUCCUGUAGCCAAGUCGGGGUCAGGGGUUAAACAGACAGCCGACACCAAGAGUCACGGUCCUCCGCCUCCUUCCUCCUCCAACUCCUCCUACCGCCCCUUCUCCUCUAACUCCUCCUACCGCCCCUCCUCUCGUCCAGCUGAUGACGACAAGGAUGAUGAUGAUGGUGAUUCUCUCCCCCAGAGGACCAGUAAACCUCCCAUGAAGACUUACGCCGCCCGCCCGCGCAUCGGCUUGAAGCUCAAGAUCAAACAGGAAGCGGGGUUUAGUAAGGUGGUGCACAACACCGCCCUCGAACUGGUCCACACACCAUCCACACCCCAGCCCCAAGCCCAACCACACCCUACCGCCCAGCCCCAAGCCCAACCACACCCUACCGCCCAACCACACCCUACCGCCCAGCCCCUAUCAGCCCAACCACUCCCUACCGCCCAACCACACCCUACCGCCCAGCCCCUAUCAGCCCAACCACACCCUACCGCCCAGCCCCUAUCAGCCCAACCACACCCUACCGCCCAGCCCCAAUCAGCCCAACCACUCCCUACCGCCCAGCCCCUAUCAGCACUGACACACCCUACCGCCCAGCCCCAAUCAGCACUGACACACCCAAAAGCCCGAGCCGUAGCAGCGCUCGCCACGCCUCCUUCUAUAUCUACUGUCAUUAGGACUCCACCCCUUACCUGUAAUGCCACUUCCUCGGCGACGGUCUCCAUAGCAACCACACAGGCGACCCCAAGCCCCCAGAGAGUCGCAGCCCCCCCACCCUCCUCCUCUUCCUAUCACCCUUGGUCUUCGUCAUCAACGACAACGCCGUCCUCGUCCUCCUUCACUGCUCAGAUGAACGGAACGUUAGAACAUCACAAUGUGGGUGGAGUCGAGCGUAACCCCGCCUCCACGGUCACGCCUCCUCAGACCACCUGCCGCCUGCCGCUCCGGAAGACUUACCGGGAGAACAUCAGCCCGCGCGUCCGACCGGGCGUACCGGGAGGAGGAGGAGACAGUGUCCCGUACCCCCGUCCCUCCCCCUCACCCCCCAAAUCUCCCCUCCCACCCCCUUCCUCCUCCUCCUCACCCUCUUCCCUCUCGGAGCGGACAGUGAUCGCCAACGUGAAGCUGGAGAAGAGAGGAGGCAGCUCCAGGGAGGCGGGCUCCCACCCCAACACAGAGCCCAGCCGAGAGGCUCCGAGGCUGGGCAACUCCACCACUUCCUCCCCUGGCUUAGUGCAAGGUCUGGAGCACGUGGAGGUGUUGUACCGCGGAAUCAAAAACACAAACACACACCCUCACCUCUCAGACAGAAGCAGAGACAGUGAGGGGGAGCAGGGGGACAGAGGGGCGGACAUGGGGAGGUAUAAGAGGGUGAGUAGUAAAAAACAUCAGAGGUCAGGGAGUGGAACGUUCAGAAUGGACCAGCAUGCCCCUGGGCCCCCGUCCUCCUCGCCAGAUGCUUCCUGUUACAGAGACUCAUCACUUCCUGCUAAACGCUGUAAGUCGGACUCUCCCGACAUGGACAACGCCUCCUUCUCCUCCGGAUCCCCGCCACACGAUGAGUCUCUUAACGAGCACCUGCAGUGUGCUAUCGACUCCAUCCUCAACCUGCAGGGCCAGACCCAGGGGCCCACGGCGCGCGGGGCCAAAGGGGGCUCCGCCAGGCCACACCACAGCCAGCGGGCCACGGGCCCCCAGUCCUCCUCAAACACACACAGACCCUCAGUCUCCUCCUCUUCCUCAUCCUCCUCCUCUUCUCAGGUUGGAGGUAGAGGACGCAACGGCGGCCUGGUGCCACAGACUCAAGGCAGAUAACACACACACACACACACACACACACACACACGCACGCACACACACACACACACACACACGGGACAGUAGAGACUGAAGAGGAGGAGAGGCGGACAAAGAAGUCUCACUGUGCUCUGAUAAACUGUUUGUCCAUCUGAAUGUUGUCUUAAUUUACAACAUGACCCAAUGUUCACAGUCACACCGUGGAUGAAUGGUGAUGAUUUCUCUCUCUCUCUCUCUCUGUAAAAAGGUAUCACGCUUUACUCUGGAAGUCUGCUCUCUCUACCACGCUCAAACAUUCAUUACAAUAAUUAGUCUUCAGGUUUGUCAUUCACACGCUGUGUUCCAUUACAUUCCUUAGUUCAUCAUGUUAGAAUGUGUCUGUCUGUCUGUUCUGUCUGUCUGUCUGUCUGUCUGUCUGUCUGUCUGUCUGUCUGUCUGUCUGUCUGUCUGUCUGUCUGUCUGUCUGU
Salmo salar (Atlantic salmon) is the source of this 6415-nucleotide messenger RNA. RefSeq names its product BRD4 interacting chromatin remodeling complex associated protein (gene bicra). Gene Ontology annotation, cellular component: SWI/SNF complex. Gene Ontology annotation, biological process: positive regulation of DNA-templated transcription. The record is from RefSeq and is a predicted model, not a curated record. Lineage: Eukaryota; Metazoa; Chordata; Actinopteri; Salmoniformes; Salmonidae.